Molecule: messenger RNA, 1044 nt
Organism: Botrytis fragariae
Lineage: Eukaryota; Fungi; Ascomycota; Leotiomycetes; Helotiales; Sclerotiniaceae
Product: putative inositol polyphosphate multikinase protein
Exons: 2
Coding region: 1-1044 (347 amino acids)
Biological process (GO): phosphatidylinositol phosphate biosynthetic process; inositol phosphate biosynthetic process
Cellular component (GO): nucleus; cytoplasm
Molecular function (GO): inositol hexakisphosphate kinase activity; inositol-1,4,5,6-tetrakisphosphate 3-kinase activity
Source: RefSeq, a predicted model, not a curated record
AUGGCCAAACCUCUCCCUAUUCAUGCCGACUUGAUCGACUGCAACUACGCUGUCGCAGGGCAUGACGGCACUCUUUCCGAUAUUGAUGGCGAACUGUUUAUCAAACCUUGCACCGACACCGAGAUCGCAUUCUACAACGACACUAUAGCAGGGCACCCAGACUUUUACGAUUUUAUGCCCGAAUUUCUCGGAACUUUGCAACUGGAUCAGAACCAGAAUAAAUCAUUUGAAGAAAAGGCGACUGAGUUGAUUGCGCAGCAUGCCAAACCUGAAGUUUCAUACCCUGGCAGGACUAAUGGCAAGAGAAUUACUACCAAUCAAGCCGUGGUUCUUAUGAAUGCAUCGCACGGUUUCGUGAAGCCCAAUAUUCUCGACGUCAAGCUUGGUGUACGGCUAUGGGCAGAUGAUGCCCAUCAAGAGAAAAAAAAGAGGUUUGACAAAGUUACGCAACAAACCACACACAAAGACCUUGGCUUUCGCAUCGCAGGUAUGAGAGUAUGGCAGGGACCCGAUGCGAAAGGCGAUGAUAUAGACGAGGAUGGCUAUAGAAUAUAUAAUAAAGAUUACGGCAGGUUCGAAUUAAAUAAUAGCAACGUUCACGAAGCAUUUAAGAAUUUCAUCUUCACAGAAUCCGCUGGUAUCGACAACGAGUUAGGAAGAUUAAUAUCUCAGGUUUUUCUCUCAGAUUUGAGAAGAAUACAGGAUGCCUUGGAAAGUCAAGAGAGCAGAAUGUACUCUGCUAGUCUUCUCUUCGUUUUUGAGGGCGAUGGAAAAGCAUUACGCGCUGCAAUGGAAGAAGCUAGCAGGACCCCACCUCCGACCACUAUGGAACAUGCUUCAUCAUCAUCCGGAGAGACUCACUCAUCUUUUGAAGAUGACGAGGAGGAUGAAGAUUUAGAAGAGGAAUCCUUUCCCAAAAUCUAUUCUCUAAAGGUCAUAGACUUUGCUCAUGCUACAUGGACUCCUGGCUUAGGACCGGAUGAAAACUCUCUUGUGGGAGUACGUAGCGUGGGCGAAAUUCUGGAGAAGCUGGCGGAGUCGUAA